This is a messenger RNA of Ochotona princeps (American pika), 6485 nucleotides long. It is a transcript of the gene AGL, whose product is annotated as amylo-alpha-1, 6-glucosidase, 4-alpha-glucanotransferase. The transcript has 34 exons. Gene Ontology annotation, molecular function: amylo-alpha-1,6-glucosidase activity; 4-alpha-glucanotransferase activity. The coding region runs from base 405 to 5003 and encodes 1532 amino acids. NCBI's taxonomy places the organism in Eukaryota, Metazoa, Chordata, Mammalia, Lagomorpha, Ochotonidae. Gene Ontology annotation, biological process: glycogen biosynthetic process; glycogen catabolic process. The record is from RefSeq and is a predicted model, not a curated record.
GGGCGAGCGGGUCGGGACGCUCCCGGAAGUGGGUGAGAGGACGGGCCGGCUCCCUCCGGGGCGGGUCCGCGCAGAGCCGGCCGGGGUCGCGGGUUCGGUCCCGGAGCCUCGCGGGGCGGGGUCGCGGGACGCUGAGGGCCACUCCCGCCGGCCGGGCCCCGCGGCCGCCGCCCCUCCCUCUGCCCUUCACGGCGCCCGGCCCUCUUUGGGCUGCGGCCCGAGCCCGGGGCUGAGCGGCCGGCCUUUCCCCUUCUCCUUUCCUCGCGUCCCUUGGCCGCCUCCGCCUCCGGAGUCGCGGGUCCCGCAGCGUCCCCGGAGCCGCGCGUCUAGCUCGGCGGGUAACUGCUUCAACUUUGAAGUUCUUUUCAUUCUCCUGAGAUAUUUCAAGUCUUCUAGAAGCCAAAAUGGGACACAGUAAACAGAUUCGAAUUUUACUACUGAACGAAAUGGAAAAGCUGGAAAAGACCCUCUACAGGCUUGAACAAGGAUUUGAACUGCAAUUCCGAUUAGGCCCAACUUUACAGGGAAAAUCAGUUACUGUGUAUACAAAUUACCCAUUUCCUGGAGAAACGUUCAAUCGAGAAAAGUUCCAUUCUUUGGAGUGGGAAAACCCAACAGAAAGGGAAGAUGAUUCUGAUAAAUACUGUAAACUUAAUCUACAACAAUCUGGAUCAUUUCAGUAUUACUUCCUUCAAGGAAAUGAAAAAAGUGGUGGAGGUUACAUAGUCGUGGAUCCUAUUUUACAUGUUGGUGCUGAUAAUCAUACAUUACACCUGGACUGUGUCACUCUCCAGACCUUUUUAGCCAAGUGUUUGGGACCCUUCGAUGAAUGGGAAAGCAGACUAAGGGUUGCAAAAGAAUCAGGUUACAACAUGAUCCAUUUUACACCACUGCAGACUCUUGGACUGUCUAGGUCAUGCUACUCGCUUGCUGACCAGUUAGAAUUAAAUCCUGACUUCUCACGUCCUCAUAAAAAGUACACCUGGAGUGAUGUGGGUCAGUUAGUGGAAAAAUUGAAAAGGGAAUGGAAUGUCCUUUGCAUUACAGAUGUUGUCUACAAUCAUACUGCUACUAAUAGUAAGUGGAUUCAGGAACAUCCAGAAUGUGCAUAUAACCUUGUGAACUCACCGCACUUAAAACCUGCCUGGGUCUUAGACAGAGCAUUCUGGCAUUUUUCCUGUGAUGUUGCAGACGGAAAAUACAAAAACAAAGGAGUACCUGCUUUGAUUGAGAAUGAGCAUCAUAUGAAUUGCAUUCGAAAAAUAAUUUGGGAGGAUAUUUUUCCAAAACUUCGGCUCUGGGAAUUUUUCCAAGUAGAUGUUCUCAAAGCAGUUGAGCAAUUUAGAAGACUUCUAACAAAAGAAAAUAGGGGAGUAAUCAAGUCUGAUCCAAAACAACAUCUUCAGAUUAUCCAGGAUCCUGAAUACAGACGAUUUGGCUGUACCGUAGAUAUGAACAUCGCACUAGCGACAUUCAUACCACAUGACAAUGGGCCAGCUGCGAUUGAAGAAUGCUGUAAUUGGUUCUGUAAGAGAGUUGAGGAAUUAAAUUCAGAGAAGCAUCAACUCAUAAACUAUCAUCAGGAACAGGCUGUUAAUUGCCUUUUGGGAAAUGUAUUCUAUGAACGACUGGCUGGCCAUGGGCCUAAAUUAGGACCUGUCACUAGAAAAUAUCCUCUGGUUACCAGAUACUUUACUUUUCCCUUUGAGGAAAUGCCUUUAUCUGCUGAAGAAACCAUGAUUCAUCUCCCAAAUAAAGCUUGUUUCUUCAUGGCACAUAAUGGAUGGGUAAUGGGAGAUGAUCCACUGCGAAACUUUGCUGAGCCAGGUUCAGAUGUUUAUUUAAGAAGAGAACUUAUUUGCUGGGGAGACAGUGUUAAAUUACGCUAUGGAAAUAAACCACAGGACUGUCCUUUUCUGUGGGCACACAUGAGAAAAUACACUGAAAUAAUUGCAACUUAUUUCCAAGGAGUACGUCUUGAUAAUUGCCACUCAACACCUAUUCAUGUUGCCGAGUACAUGUUGGAUGCUGCUAGGAAACUGCAACCCAAUUUAUAUGUAGUAGCUGAGUUGUUCACGGGAAGUGAGGAUCUGGACAACAUCUUUGUCACCAGACUGGGCAUUAGCUCCUUAAUAAGAGAGGCAAUGAGUGCAUAUAAUAGUCAUGAGGAGGGCAGAUUAGUUUACCGAUACGGAGGAGAACCUGUUGGAUCCUUUGUUCAGCCUUGUUUGAGGCCUUUAAUGCCAGCCAUUGCACAUGCUCUGUUUAUGGAUAUUACCCAUGAUAAUGAAUGUCCUAUUGUGCACAGAUCAGUGUACGAUGCUCUUCCAAGUACCACAAUUGUUUCUAUGGCAUGUUGUGCCAGUGGAAGUACAAGGGGCUAUGAUGAGUUAGUGCCACAUCAGAUUUCAGUGGUUUCUGAGGAACGAUUUUACACUAAGUGGAAUCCUGGAGCCUCGCCAUCAGAUGUCGGGGAAGUUAAUUCCCAAAGUGGAAUUAUUGCAGCCCGGUGUGCUAUCAAUAAACUUCAUCAAGAGCUUGGAGCCAACGGUUUUAUUCAGGUAUAUGUGGAUCAGGUUGAUGAAGACAUAGUUGCAGUAACAAGACACUCACCAAGUAUCCAUCAGUCUGUUGUGGCUGUAUCUAGAACUGCUUUCAGAAAUCCAAAGACUUCAUUUUAUAGCAAAGACGUGCCUCAAAUGUGCAUCCCUGGUAAAAUUGAGGAAGUAGUCCUUGAAGCUAGAACUAUUGAGAGAAAUACAAGUCCUUAUAAGAAGGAUGAGAAUUCAAUAAAUGGAAUGCCGAAUAUCACAGUAGAAAUUAGAGAACAUAUUCAGCUGAGUGAAAGUAAAAUUGUUAAACAAGCUGGAGUUACCACAAAAGGACCCAAUGAAUAUAUUCAAGAGAUAGAUUUUAAAAACUUAUCUCCAGGAAGUGUUAUCAUAUUCAGAGUUAGUCUUGAUCCACAUGCGCAAGUUGCUGUUGGAAUUCUUCGAAAUCAUCUGACACAGUUUAGUGCUCACUUUAAAUCUGGGAGUCUUGCCGUUGAGAAUUCAGAUCCUAUAUUAAGAAUCCCUUUUGUUUCAAUUGCCUCCAAAUUAACUUUGGCUGAGUUAAAUCAGGUGCUUUACCGGUGUGAAUCAGAAGAACAGGAAGAUGGUGGGGGAUGCUACAACAUACCAAACUGGUCUUCCCUUAAAUAUGCAGGUCUUCAAGGAUUAAUGUCUGUAAUGGCAGAAAUACGACCAAAGAAUGACUUGGGACAUCCUUUCUGUGAUAAUUUGCGGUCUGGAGAUUGGAUGAUUGACUAUGUCAGUAACCGGCUUAUUUCACGAUCAGGAAAUAUUGCUGAAGUUGGUAAAUGGCUGCAGGCAAUGUUCUUCUACCUGAAGCAGAUCCCACGAUAUCUUAUCCCCUGUUACUUUGAUGCUAUCUUAAUUGGUGUAUAUACCACUCUGCUGGAUAUAGCAUGGAAGCAGAUGUCAAGCUUUGUUCAGACUGGCUCAACUUUUGUUAAACACCUUUCUUUGGGUUCAGUUCAAAUGUGUGCAGUAGGAAAAUUCUCUGCUCUGCCACUUCUUUCACCUUCACUGACGGAUGUCCCAUAUAGGCUAAAUGAGAUCACAAAAGAAAAGGAGCAGUGUUGUGUUUCUCUGGCUGCAGGCUUGCCUCAUUUUUCUUCUGGUAUUUUCCGCUGCUGGGGAAGAGACACUUUUAUUGCACUUAGAGGUUUGCUGCUGAUUACUGGACGUUAUUUAGAAGCCAGGAAUAUUAUUUUAGCAUUUGGUGGUACCCUGAGACAUGGUCUUAUUCCUAAUCUCCUCGGUGAAGGGAAGUAUGCCAGAUACAAUUGCCGGGAUGCUGUGUGGUGGUGGCUACAGUGUAUUCAAGAUUACUGUACAAUGGUGCCAAACGGUCUAGACAUCCUCAACUGUCCAGUUUCCAGAAUGUAUCCUACAGAUGAUUCUGCUCCUUUGCCUGCUGGCACACUGGAUCAGCCAUUGUUUGAUGUAAUACAGGAAGCUAUGCAAAGACACAUGCAAGGCAUCCAGUUUCGGGAAAGGAAUGCUGGUCCACAAAUAGACCGAAACAUGAAGGAUGAAGGUUUUAAUAUAAUUGCUGGGGUUAAUGAAGAAACAGGAUUUGUUUAUGGAGGAAAUCGCUUCAAUUGUGGUACAUGGAUGGAUAAAAUGGGAGAAAGUGACAGAGCUAGAAACACAGGAAUCCCAGCCACUCCCAGAGAUGGGUCUGCUGUGGAAAUUGUGGGCCUGUGUAAAUCUGCCGUUCGUUGGUUGUUGGAGUUAUCCAGAAAAAAUAUUUUCCCAUAUCAUGAAGUUAGAGUAAAAAGACAUGGAAAGGUAGUAGCAGUCUCCUAUGAUGAGUGGAAUAGGAAAAUACAAGACAACUUUGAAAAACGGUUUCACGUUUCCGAAGACCCUUCAGCAUCUACUGAAGAGCAUCCGAAUCUGGUUCACAAGCGGGGCAUCUACAAAGAUAGUUACGGAGCCUCAAGUCCUUGGUGUGACUACCAACUCAGGCCCAACUUUACCAUAGCAAUGGUCGUGGCACCAGAACUUUUUACUGCAGAGAAAGCAUGGAAAGCUUUGGAGAUUGCAGAAAAAAAAUUGCUUGGUCCCCUUGGCAUGAAAACUUUAGAUCCAGAUGAUAUGGUUUACUGUGGAAUUUAUGACAAUGCCUUAGACAAUGAAAACUACAACCUUGCUAAAGGCUUCAAUUAUCACCAAGGACCUGAGUGGCUGUGGCCUGUUGGGUAUUUUCUUCGUGCAAAGUUGUAUUUUUCCAAAUUGACGGGUCGGGAGACUCAUGCAAAGACUGUAUUUUUGGUUAAAAAUGUUCUUUCUCGACAUUAUGUUCAUCUUGAGAGAUCACCUUGGAAAGGUCUUCCAGAACUGACCAAUGAGAAUGGCCAAUACUGUCCUUUCAGCUGUGAAACACAAGCCUGGUCAAUUGCUACCAUUCUUGAAACACUUUAUGAUUUGUAGUUGAUUCAUGAAUAUUUAACAGGCAUGUGAUCAUUUAGGUUAUGAAAUAGAAGGCCGUCCUACAGUCUAAAUGCCUUCUAUGCAGAAGCUCGAGUAAUUUUAACAGUCUUAUUUGUUUAAUAUUGAUUCCAAGUAUGUAAAAUUAUGAAAGCAUUGAUUUUUUUAAUGUACAGAGCUUGCAAUUUGAAUCAGAAAUAAAAAUUAUCAACACCAUGGUAAUAUGAUGGAAUUCCUCAGUAUCUGAAGAAUACUGAAUCCAAAAUAUAAUCUGUUUUAAACAAAAUUAAAAUAUGGAAGUGGAAAAAAAUCUUUAAAUUGUAGUAUCUAUUAUAUAUAGUAACUGUAUAAUGCAUAGACCAAGUUUUGUACUUUUAGCAUUUUUCAUACUUUGCACACUGCAUUCAACAAAUAUUCAAUCAGUGUUGAGUGAUGGAUGUUUCUGCCACAGUAUUUUCAUAUAUGGAGCAUAGGUUUCAAAAUGUAACUUCCUUUUUUUCAUUGACAUGAUAAUGCUUAUUAAUAUAGUGAAUUUUAGCAGUGUGUUUGCCAUAUUUUAUUAUGCUAAUGAUGUAUACUAUAUAUUGAAAAAUAUGAAGCAUUAGGAAAAUUACUUCCUAAAAAAACUUUCUAAAAUUACUCUGAAGUUCUGGUCUGCUGUUAUGAGAUAAAUUUACAUUUUCAAAAUGGAACUUGUUAGGGGUAUUUAUGAUAACAUUAAAGAAGAAAUAUUAUAUUAAUUUUCUAAAAAUUAACUGUAAUUUGUGUAGAAAAAUCUAACAGUAGAUCUUUGUUGAUACUGGGUUUCUGUUAACAGAUGCCUACAUUGAUAAGUUUAGCAAGAGAUCAAUAUUGAGAUAAUGAAAAUAGUGAUAUGAAUUAAGUAAUUAUCUUGAAUUCAAAGAAAUGGUUUGAGUUCUUUUUUAUGUUAAUUCAAAACAUCUUAAAUUUGAAAGAAUUUAUAGAAAUUGUUUUUAAUAUUUAUGCAAGUUGACAUUUUUUGAAUUGUACUUAUUUUGUAGAUGGAAUUUUUUUUACUGUUUUACUGUUUUUGUGUCAAGAGACACUGGACUCAAAAUUUUAUCAUUAUACUUUGAAUUUGAACAGCAUAGUUGCAAAAAUAAUUCAUUGCUAAUUUAUAGUUAGUAAAAAUAGUGGUUUGUAGCACUUUCCUCAGAGAUCACAUAUCCUGUGACCUUAACUGUGACGAAGAAAUAAAGUCAAAGAAGAAACAGGCAUGUCAACUGCCUGUGCUAGAAAGCUUGUACAGUUCAAUAUACGAUGGCUGGCACACCUUUCUUCAAAGGUGAUCCCAUUUUAGAAAUCGUCUCCUGGAUUCCUAGCCUAAUGCAUAUUAAAUCCUAGCAAACUUAAGGGCAGUUGCAAUAGUAAUCUGACCACACUUUAUAAACACAUUGGGUUCUAAAUUUCCUUUCCCUCUUCAGUUUCGUUCUGGGACAGUAUAUAACUCACCAUACUCUUCAU